CGGCAGCAGAAGGUACGGUAUCAGCACUUUAUCCUUAUACUAAACAGCGACGACAUUUUAAUCGACCUCAAUCACCAAAUGGCUCCACCGUCAAACCUUCGCUGUUGAGAAGCCUCAGCUGCCUCCUGAUUGGACAUAAAUCUUCAACUGCAGCUGAGUUACAUCUUAUCCAUUCACUCAGACUUUUUCACCUGAUUUUUCGGGAGUGCAUAACACUUCCCAGCCUGAGCUAGAGCCUGUUGACUCAUGUCUGUUAACGCUGAUGUCGAGGACUGGGGUGGUGCUGGCAGCAAUGACUCUGGAGAAAGGGCAUGGCUCUUACAGAGCCCCAGCGUGGAUUCUGUUCAGCAGCUCGAGCCUGACAGGAGGAGUUCGGGCGUGUCCUCUAUGGGAGCCGUCUUCAUUGUGGUGAAUGCGGCGCUGGGAGCAGGUCUACUCAAUUUCCCCGCAGCCUUUAAUAUGGCAGGAGGUGUAACUGCAGGAGUGGUGCUUCAGAUGUUUAUGCUGAUCUUCAUAAUCAGCGGCUUGGUGAUCCUUGGCUACUGCUCCCAGGUCAGUAAUGAAGCUACUUACCAGGAGGUUGUUCGAGCCACUUGUGGAAAAGUCACAGGAGUUUUAUGUGAAGUUGCCAUUGCUGUCUACACAUUUGGCACCUGCAUUGCUUUCUUUAUUGUCAUUGGAGACCAGCUCGAUCGCCUGAUUGCUGCGGCGGCUCAUAAUGCGGACGGCACAGACUCUCAUUACUGGUACACUGACCGCAAAUUUACCAUCGCUGUGACUGCAGUAAUUGUCAUUCUUCCUCUCUCCAUCCCCAAAGAGAUUGGCUUUCAGAAGUAUGCCAGUGCUCUGAGUGUGAUGGGAACCUGGUACGUUACCAUAGUGGUCAUCAUAAAGUAUAUUUGGCCGGACAAAGAAGUGAUUCCAGGCUAUAUUCCUACCAGUUCUGCUUCCUGGACUGCAGUUUUUAAUGCAAUGCCCACCAUAUGCUUUGGUUUCCAGUGCCAUGUCAGCUCCGUGCCAGUGUUCAACAGCAUGAGGAGGAAAGAGAUCAAACCUUGGGGAGUUGUCGUCACUUUCAGCAUGAUAAUCUGCCUUUUUGUUUACACAGGAACAGGUGUCUGUGGCUUCCUGACAUUUGGCUCCAGCGUCAGUCAGGAUGUGUUGAUGUCAUAUCCUCCCGAUGACAUCGCUGUAGCCAUUGCAAGAGCUUUCAUCAUUAUCUGUGUGGUCACCUCCUACCCUAUUUUACAUUUCUGUGGCAGGGCAGUUAUAGAGGGACUUUGGCUGCGUUUCCAAGGCGAGCAGGUGGAGGUGUGUGUACGUCGUGAACGGAGGAGGAGGAUCCUGCAGACGCUUGUGUGGUUUUUCGUCACCCUCAUCCUUGCCCUCUUCAUCCCAGACAUUGGUCGCGUGAUCUCACUGAUUGGAGGAUUGGCAGCCUGCUUUAUCUUUGUCUUCCCAGGUUUGUGUCUGAUGCAAGCCAAGCUCUCAGAGACAGACAGCAGAUCUGCAAGCUGGCACGGGCUGGUCAUCUUUGGUGUUGCCAUGGUUACACUCGGAGCAUUCAUCUUUGGCCUCACAACAACAAACUCCAUCUAUCAAGACAUCGUCAAUUGAAGGGAAUAGUUUUCAUCAGCCAGUGCUGUCCUCGAUACUGAAGAUAGGGAGGCUGCCCUCAGGUCUGUGCUGCUACUCGGGACCUCUGGGUGAUGGGAAGUGUUUCAUGAACAAACAAAAAAAAAAAAAGAACAAAGCCACACAUCACCUGCUCCAUACUGAAGUGAAAGUCUAGAACCUUUCUAUCAGUCAGGGAGUCACUACACAGCGCAAAGGGACUUCAGACAAUUCAAACAGCAUGUUUUACAUGUUCUACUGUGUCGUCAUUUCAGAGGGGCACAGACGACCUUCUCCCCUCUCUGGACGUAUGGACGACACGUUCCUGUUUACAAGAGCCAAGGGACUUAAUCAAAUUGAUUUUAAUAAUAGAAUUGUACCAAUUUGUGUAAUUUAAUUUGCAUGUCAUAAUGUUCAGACCUAAUUAUGUUGAUGCUGAUUGUUCGUAUACUUGCCAAUAAAAAAAAAAAUAGAAUCAAGUGAUGUUACCACACUAAGACACAGCAUAUUUAAUGGCACAGAGUGGCAUUAAUGCAGGCAGUUUAGUUUGAUUUUGGAGCUUUCAAAAUCAAACUGAACAAGAUAAACCAACACGUUACACUUUAAAGCCGAUUUAGCAAGUCCAGCUAUUUUGUUAUUUCUUAUACAAUUUGUGUUACAGUACAAAUAGAUGAAGGUGGUUUUAUAAUUGGCUUUUAGAUUAGAUCAGAUUACAGCUUUUUUUUUUGUGCAGAUUUGUUAAAAGGAAAAAAAGGGAUGUAACCUACUGCGUUCACUUUGCACUUUAUUUACAGGAAAGGAUGUAGUAGUGCACCUCCAACAGACAGCAGGAAGGAAACCAAGUAAUCAAACUGCAGACACGACUUUUAAAUUUCAAAAAUGAGAUGCUAGAAAUUUGCCUUAAACCAAAGUUGAAACGGUUUUAUUUUUUUUAAUGCCCUGAUAUCCAAAAAUCUAACACUAAAGAUUUCUAGAGCUCAGCUGUUGAUCACUGACAAUGUCAAACUAAAGCAAACAGCUUUUAAUCCUCAUCUUUAACUGUGACAUGGUAACUUUAAGUUCAUUGCAUGUUUUACUUUGGGAUUCAAAUGAUUUUUGUAACUUUGCUUUUAAUGUUUUAUGAAACCCAGCAAGUUAUUUUGUGAACUUGAGUGACAACAGAAAAAAAAAAAAAGACCAGAUGCACUGAUGCAUUUAUCAUAAUUGUGACAAAGCUAAAAUAUGAAAAAUGUGUAUGAACAGUACAAAGGAUCCAUUUUUAAACAACUUGUUUUGCAAUCAUUUUUAUGAUCAUUGAUUUUUAUGGUUUGGUGCUUCAUGUCAAAUGUAAUUUGUUGAUCAUCUGCUUUUAUGAUAUGCCACUGACUUACUGUAUGCUUAUGGAUGAAAGAUGGGACAUUCUUCCAAAGCAUUUGCUAAUCAAUCACAUGUCUGUCUUAUAGAAGUGACUUGAAAAAUAUAUUAAUAGGUAGAUUUAGUAGAAAUAUUUUCAGGAACCUUCAACUACUCCAAUAAAUAAAGUGCAGUUAAUGCAUGUGAAUAAAUGUGACAGUUCACAUCCUGAGUUGAACAAAACAUUUAAUAAAAAAGGAUGGCAUUACUGUUUUUACAGAG
Molecule: messenger RNA, 3228 nt
Organism: Archocentrus centrarchus (flier cichlid)
Lineage: Eukaryota; Metazoa; Chordata; Actinopteri; Cichliformes; Cichlidae
Gene: slc38a7
Product: solute carrier family 38 member 7
Exons: 12
Coding region: 247-1617 (456 amino acids)
Biological process (GO): amino acid transmembrane transport
Cellular component (GO): membrane
Molecular function (GO): L-asparagine transmembrane transporter activity; L-glutamine transmembrane transporter activity
Source: RefSeq, a predicted model, not a curated record